This is a messenger RNA of Ooceraea biroi (clonal raider ant), 585 nucleotides long. RefSeq lists its product as uncharacterized. Lineage: Eukaryota; Metazoa; Arthropoda; Insecta; Hymenoptera; Formicidae. The record is from RefSeq and is a predicted model, not a curated record. Gene Ontology annotation, cellular component: nucleus; transcription regulator complex. Gene Ontology annotation, biological process: regulation of transcription by RNA polymerase II.
AUGGAGUCUUGUGUUGACGAAAUUAUUAUUGAUUUCGUUCGUGAUAAUAAAUGUUUGUAUGAUAAAACUGACCUCAAUUUUAAAAAUAUCAGUCACAAAAAAGAAAUGUGGUUAAAAGUAAGUGAAAAUUUUAAAAACUUGUAUCAUGUGGAUAUAUCAGCUGAAGCAAUUGAGAAACGUUGGUUUUCAUUAAGGGAUAUGUUUGUCAGAGAAAACAGAAAACAGAAAUUGCCACCGUCCGGUUCUGGAUAUCAACCAGCAAAAGAAUGGGAGCUAUAUCGACACAUGAUGUUUUCACUUCCCCAUAUCGCUCAUCGAAGAACAAAAUCAUCAUACAUUCCAUUAAAUCAGUCAAUGUGCUCUCCAUCAAAAACAUGUUCGCCAAAAGUAAAUAAUUUGUUACCAAAUAAAGAAUCGAGUGGGCCUCUUCGCGCAAAGUCUACCCCCACCAACUCGGCGAGCCGUGAGCCGCAGUCCAGAAUCGCCUCGCGCACAUGUCCCGAAGAGCCAGAGUACUGCUGCGCAUGCAGUGGUGCGAGUGUGCUGCAUGCACCGAAGCGUGAGAGUACAACUACGCAUGUCUAG